UUUUAAUCAAGGUAAGAAGAAGUAAGAAGACUCUUAACCGGAAGAGUGCGUAGUAGCAGACCUAGGAGUGGAAUAUAGGAGAGGAAAUAUACUGGAUAUAAAAUAACCGGCAACAGAGAUUCUAAUCGCCGUCGGCGCGUCGCGUCGCGUCGAACUUUAAAGAAGACGCCUAUCGUCUAUCGUUCCGCGUUCUCUCAUAUAGCUCUUGGUCUCCAUCGCUAAGAAAUUGAGGCGCGAUGCUGGGGCAAUGUAAUGGGCGGAGAAAUAUAGAGAGAAAUACAAAGCAACUCCACCAUGAUGCAGGUUUCAAGGUUUUCUGAAGAAUAACAAACUUGGGUUUUAGGAAAUAGGUAAGAGGUUGAAGAAAGAGGAUUAACGUGAGUGGCAAAAGAAGAAGAUAAAUCAGAGCAGGAGGAGCUCAUAUCAGGGCACUCUAGCCAUUAAUUAAAUGGAGUAGAUGCUGAAGUGACUAAUAUUGCCCUCUCUGACACUGAAUCUUCUUGUUCUAAUGGCUGUGGCAUUACGCGUUAAAGUUCUUAGAAAGAAGUCAGAGAGACUUGAGCGGAAAAGAUGGCAGAAAUAUGUGGUGGUAUCAGAAAAGGUUCCUGCCAUAGAAGAUUUGCUGGACAGUGUUUAUACGUCUCUCCGCCCUAAACCAAGUGAUUAUGAAGUUCGAAGAGCUCUGGUUUUUGUCUUUAAUGUAUUGGCUAAGGACAUCUAUGGCCCUGGUAGUGACGCCCCUAUUGUGGAGGAGUUUGGGUCUUUCUUAAUGGACUUAUUCACAACUAAAAGUGAUCUAGAUUUAUCUAUUAAUUUUGGGAACAAUGCGGUUGGGUUUUCACGCGAGAAGAGGAUUCAAAAACUGAGGAAGUUUGCAAAGAAGUUAUACGCUCUUCAACGAGAAGGGCAUGUCUAUGGUGUUCAUCCAAUUACUACAGCCAAUGUGCCUAUUCUUAAGGUUGUUGACCGUGGAACUAGAAUUGAGUGUGAUAUAUCAGUUGAAAACAGGGAUGGAGUCUUAAAGUCUAAGAUAGUACAUAUGAUUUGUUCAAUUGAUGAAAGAUUUGGGAAGCUAAGCUUCCUGAUGAAGGCAUGGGCGAAAGCGCAUAACAUUAAUAGCUCAAAGUUCAAAACCUUGAACUCCAUGUCUAUAGUACUCUUAGUUGCUUUUCAUCUACAGACGCGAAAUCCCCCUAUUUUGCCACCUUUUUCUGCCUUAUACAAAGAUGGAGCUGACUCUGAAGAAGCUGAAAAGUUGGUUUGUAAUUUUUCAAACUAUGGAAAGAGCAAUAAAGAAUCAGUAGCCGAGCUCUUCAUGACCCUGUUAAUCAAGUUAUUGGCAGUGGAGAAUCUCUGGUGCAAGGGAAUCUGCGCAAGCACUUAUGAAGGAUCUUGGAUAUCUAAAACCUGGGACUUCAAAGUUGCCUGUAUUAGUGUUGAGGAUUUCACAGAUCGGUCCCAAAAUGUAGCACGGGCAGUUGGAGUGAAAGAAGUGAAAAAGAUAUAUAAGUGCAUCCAUAAUUCGAGCGAGCGCAUUGCUGCUUUUAUGGAGGGCCGAAUUGAGGGGUCUACACUGAAAGAAUAUUUGUUUGGACAAAGUGGCUGUCGCACUUUGGGGGAUGAAAAAGGUUCAAAAGAUGCCAGCAAAGACAGGAGUGGACAUAAAAAGGAGGUGGUUAUUAAAGCAGGCCAGCAAACUAUUCCACAUAAGCCUGCUGUGGCCGGAUGGGAUAGUGUUCCUUCAGGAAAAUUGGGAAGAUCUGCUACAAAAGUAUGGGGAAAAUCAACAUCAGGAAGUUGGGGAAAAUCAAUGCUUGACGGUUGGGGAGGAUCAACAAUAUCAGAAGAGAACGUAACUGCAACAAGUUGGGGUGGAUCACAAUCUUCAAGCUUAAAGAGAUCAACUGUUGAAGGAUGGGGAGGAUCAACAACAGAAUGUUCAGAGAAACCGACUGCCAAAGCUUGGGGAGGAUCACAAUCAACUAGUUGGGGAAAAUCAGCGGUUGAUGCCUUGGGAGGAUCAUCACCAGGAAUUUCAGAGAAACAAGUUACCAAAAUUUGGGGAGGUUCAGAAUCGAAAAGUUGGGAGAAACCAGCAGUUGAUACUUUUGGAGGAUCAUCAACACCAGGAAAUUCUGAGAAACAGACUACCAAAGGCUGGGGAGGAUCAAAAUCAAAAAGUUGGGGAAAACCGCUGGUUGAUGUAUGGUUAGGAUCAAACUCAGGAAGCUUAGAGAAAUCAACUGCCAAAGGUUGGGGAGGAUCAACAGCCUCAGGAUGGUCGGGGAAACCAACUGCCAAAGGUUGGGAAGGAUCAACUGCAUCAGGAUGGUCGGAGAAACCAACUGCCAAAGGGUGGGGACGAUCAGAAUUGACAAGUAGGAGAAAAUCAACAGUGGAUGUCGGAGGGGGGUGGUCGGAGAAACCAACUGCCAAAGGGUGGGGACGAUCAGAAUCGACAAGUUGGGAAAAACCAAUGGUGGAUGUCGGAGGGGGGUGGUCGGAGAAACCAACUGCCAAAGGGUGGGGACGAUCAGAAUCGACAAGUUGGGGAAAACCAACGGUGGAUGUCAGAGGGGGGUGGUCGGAGAAACCAACUGCCAAAGGGUGGGGACGAUCAGAAUUGACAAGUUGGGGAAAACCAAUGGUGAAUGUCGGAGUAGGAUCACAAUCAAGUACUAGGGGAGGAUCAACAACAACCGGAAGAUCAAAGGAACCGAUUUCAGAGAAACCGUCUGCCAAAAGCUGGGGAGGAUCACAGUUCAUAAGUUGGGGAAAACAAGUGGUAGGUAUCAGGGGAGAAUCACAAACAAGUAGUUCGGGAAAAGAAAAUGAUGGUGGGGGAGGAUCAACAACAUCAGGAAACUCAGAGAAACAGACUGCCAAAUGUUGGGGAGGACCACAACCAACAAGUUGGGGAAAAGAAAUAGUGGAUGUUGGGGGAGGAUCAUCAACAUCAGGAAUUUCAGAGAAGCUAGCUACCAAUGGUUGGGGAAGAUCAGCAUCAACGAGUUGGGGGAAGCCAACUGUGGGUUCCUGGGGAGGAAAAGCACCAGAAUGUUCAAGAAAAUCAGACUCCAUAAAGAGGAAAUGGUCUGAUGAAAAUGAGGGAGGAAUAUCGGCUGGAAGAUGGGGCACGUCUUCAAAGAAUGGCAGGACAGAAGGUAAGCAAUCUACAUCAUAUAACCCAAAAAACAAAUUCAAACGUUUUAAUAAUAACUGGGAAAGCAAGGACACAGGACAGGAAAGCACUUUGCCUCAACCUGCUGUCAGCAGUAGUUGGGGUUGGGGUAAAUGGGACAGGACAUAGGAAAACUGUUCCUAAGAAGAUCGCUUUUAUCAUUCAAACUCCCGAAUGUAGUUUUCCUUUUGCUUAGAAAGUGCUUGGUAUCACUUGUGCAUAAGACUUGGUAGAUACUUGGUCUCUGCAGCCUUUGUUUGUUAGAAGAUCCAUGUAGAUCAACAGUUUCCCUUGUCGGGUUUUAUUGACUUGCAGUGCUGGUGUUAUUUACUUAAAUGAUAGUAUCUCCUUUCAACCGCUUGAUUUCCAUGGCCAUAAUGGCCGGUGGUGGUGUUGAACUUCAGCAACGAGGGUAUUCUCGCAGCAAAUCGGAGGAGGUGGAGGGGAUGGGAAUGCUUCAAAGGGAGGGAGAUUGAGAAAAACUUUUCUUAUUUCAGAGUUUCAGAUUUGAAAAGAAUGGGGUUAUAAAGAAAUUAUAGUAGGUUAAAAUCACUAAAGAGGUGACAUAUUCAAAUAUACUCCCUCCGUCCCAAUUUGUAAGACACUUUAGGAUUUACAAUGUUUAACCAACGAUAAAGCAAACAGUUCCUUGUUCGCACUCAAAUUAUUUUUAAGGAAAAAGAUUAUAUAUUCAGAAACUACAUUAAAAACUUUACAAA
This is a messenger RNA of Cuscuta europaea, 3900 nucleotides long. The record is from the annotation of a GenBank genome assembly. NCBI's taxonomy places the organism in Eukaryota, Viridiplantae, Streptophyta, Magnoliopsida, Solanales, Convolvulaceae.